This is a messenger RNA of Rangifer tarandus platyrhynchus (Svalbard reindeer), 783 nucleotides long. Lineage: Eukaryota; Metazoa; Chordata; Mammalia; Artiodactyla; Cervidae. The record is from the annotation of a GenBank genome assembly.
AUGUUUUCAAUUUUGCUUCUACCAAAACCCUGUGUGUAUUUGUGUGUGUGUGGCAUGUGUGUGUGGUGUGGCGUGUGUGUGUGGUGUGGCAUGUGUGUGUCUUUGUGUGUGUCUGUGUGGCAUGUGUGUGUGGCAUGGCAUGUGUGUGGCAUGUAUGUGUCUUUGUGUGUGUGGCAUGUGUGUGUGGCAUGUGUGUGGUGUGGCAUGUGUGUGUCUGUACGUGGCAUGUGUGUGUCUGUGUGGCAUGUGUGUGGUGUGGCAUGUGUGUGUCUUUGUGUGUGGCGUGGUAUGUGUGUGUGUGGCAUGUGUGUGUGGCAUGUGUGUGUCUUUGUGGCGUGGUAUGUGUGUGUGGCGUGGCAUGUGUGUCUUUGUGUGUGUGUGGCAUGUGUGUGUGGCGUGGCAUGUGAGGGUGACAUGUGUGUGGCAGGUGUGUGUCUUUGUGUGUGUGUGGCAUGUGUGUGUGGCAUGGCAUGUGUGUGUGGCAUGGCAUGUGUGUCUUUGUGUGUGUGGCAUGUGUGUGUGCUGUGGCAUGUGUGUGUGGUGUGGCAUGUGUGUGGCAUGUGUGUGUCUGUGUGUGGCAUGUGUGUGUGGCGUGGCAUGUGUGUCUUUGUGUGUGGCAUGUGUGUGGCGUGGCAUGUGUGUGUGGCAUGGCAGGUGUAUGUGGCGUGUGUGUGUGGCAUGUGCGUGGCGUGGCAUUUGAGGGUGGGGAGUGAUGGGUGUCCAUCUGUCUGGUUCCUCUACUCUGUUCUUGUUUGGCUUUAUUCAGUCAACUUUACAUUAUGA